Messenger RNA from Notothenia coriiceps (black rockcod), 3954 nucleotides. It is a transcript of the gene arel1, whose product is annotated as apoptosis resistant E3 ubiquitin protein ligase 1. Bases 147 to 3206 code for a protein of 1019 amino acids. Gene Ontology annotation, cellular component: cytoplasm; cytosol. Gene Ontology annotation, molecular function: ubiquitin protein ligase activity. Gene Ontology annotation, biological process: ubiquitin-dependent protein catabolic process; protein polyubiquitination; negative regulation of apoptotic process. The record is from RefSeq and is a predicted model, not a curated record. The transcript is spliced from 22 exons. Lineage: Eukaryota; Metazoa; Chordata; Actinopteri; Perciformes; Nototheniidae.
CGUUUUCUGCGCAUUUUCCGGUUGCUAGGCUAAUGCCCAUCAGACGAAGUUUCUCUCCAACUGUAGGAAACGUGUCAAGUCCCCUGGUGAGUAGCAGUUUUCCCUUGAGCACGGAGGGGUCUGAGUGAAGGCUGAAAGAUGGUCUGAUGGACCGCCGCUUCUUCCUGACCUUCCUCCUCUGCUCGGUGUCGUGGAUCUUCUUCUGGGAAGUGCGCUGGAAGAAAGGAAAAGAGAGUCAAAUUGAGGAAUGGCUCCAAGGACAUAGCCUCUCUCAGUACAGGCACUUAUUUGAAGAUGUACAUUCACUGGAGGAACUGAGUCUGAGUGUACUAAGUCGUCUGGAAGAGGUGGUGAAGGAACAGCAGCGCUGGAGGGAAAUUGAGGAGGCCCACAUCCAGCUGCUCCGAGACUUUGCCUUCCAGGAGUGGCUUUGCUCCCAGAAAUUGGAGCACUAUUACCAUACACUGAAGACCUUGCGUUGUAUGAACCUAGAUGAUCUGUCUCAGUUCGACAAUCAGCUGCAGCUCUCUUUAGCUGCCUGGGGAUACUACUACGAGGACUACAUCAAGCUGUCUACUGGCAUCAAGAUCCUCCAGAACUCCAGGGGGAGUCGUGACCAGGACUACGAGAUCCGGCUGGUACACAGCCUGUCUGUGAGGCGUCUGAAUGAGAAGUGGACAAUUGAGGGAGCUCUCAUAUUUGGCUGUACUGUGGCGCUCUGCUUCUUGAUAAGGGACCUGAUGUUUUACGUGAUUGGUGGAAUUACUGUUUCCAUCAUAGCGUUUGUCUUCACCAUUAAGUUCCUCUGUGAACUUGCAGCGAGGGUUGUCAGCUUCCUGCAGAAUGAGGAUCCAGGGCGACGCGGCGACCGCAGCAUCUACGACUAUGUCCGGGGCAACUACCUGGACCCCCGUUCCUGCAAGGUGUCUUGGGAUUGGAAGGAACCGCAGGAAGUGGGCCAGACUAUGAGCUUUAGAGUCCAGCUUUUCUAUAAGAAUGGCCAGCCUUUUCCCGCCCACCGGCCUGUAGGGCUGAGGGUCAACAUCACCCACAUCGAAUUGGCUCUGGACAUCCCUGUGACGCAGGAAGUUCUGCAGGAACCAGAGUCCAACGUAGUCAAAGUUGCCUUCACUGUGCGCAAAGCCGGGCGCUACGAGGUUGCUGUCAAGCUGGGUGGCCUCAACGUGGCCUACAGCCCUUAUUACAAGAUUUUUCAACCAGGAACAGUUGUCCCAUCAAAAACCAAGAUAGCCUACCAUUUCUCCACCCUGGUGCUAACUAAUGGCCAGCAGCACACUUUGCAAAUUGAGCCGAGGGACGAGUAUGGAAACCCCACCAGUAACUCUGCAUCUCUCACUGAUGAAACCAACUACAGCGUCCACGUGCACUCUCUGGGCACGGGGGAUGACGACAGUCUGGAGGAGUACUACAGUAAGUCAGUGACCCUCAACAAGCAGCAGUGCCAGGUUCUGCUGAAACUCACCCUAAGGAAGACGGGCUGCUUCAGGGCCCGCAUCUCCUACACAGACCAGCCGCUCAGCAACGGGGAGUUUGAUAUUAUUGUUCUCAGUGAGAAUGAGAAGGCCUGUGUGGAGAAGAAUGUGUCCACUCCAGGCAUUAGCAUCUACUUUGAAGCGUACCUUUACAGCAAUGGGAACUACAGUUCCUCAUGGCAGUUUCCCGCCUCCUCUCUGCUGGCCCCCCAGAGGAGGCCCUCCAUGGGAGAAGAGGAGGAUGAGCAUGACUCUCCUGUGGAGGGACAACCUGAGAAGGUCAAGAAACCAAAAAAGGUCUACUGCUACAUAUCGCCAAAGCAAUUAUCCGUGAAAGAGUUCUACCUGAAAAUUAUUCCAUGGCGCCUUUUCACCUUCCGAGUAUGUCCAGGAACGAAGUUUACCUAUUUUGGUCCUGACCCCGUUCACAAGUAUCUAACUCUUGUGGUGGAUGAUGGGAUACAGCCUCCUGUGGAGCUCAGCUGCAAAGACAGGAACAUCAUGGCUGCCACCUUCAUUCGCUUCCUGCACAAGAACAUCGGUGGAUCUGAAACGUUCCAAGACAAGGUGAACUUCUUUCAACGUGAACUCAGGCAAAUCCACGCAAAGAGACCUCGCACCAAGACCUGCCUCAAAAUCACUCGGCACACUAUUCUAGACUCGUCCCUGAAGGCUACCAGGAACUUCUCUGUGUCCGACUGGAGUAAGAACUUUGAGGUCGCGUUCCAGGAUGAGGAAGCUCUGGACUGGGGAGGCCCUCGCAGGGAGUGGUUUGAGCUGGUGUGUAAGACCCUCUUUGACACCUCCAACCAGCUGUUCACUCGCUUCAGUGACAACAACCAGGGCCUGGUGCACCCUAACGCUGAGCGGCAGGCCCACCAGCGUCUGAAGAUGUAUGAGUUUGCUGGUCGUGUCGUGGGGAAGUGCCUGUAUGAGUCCGCUCUGGGGGGGGCCUACAAACAGCUGGUCCGGGCUCGCUUUACCCGCUCCUUCCUGGCCCAGAUCAUCGGCCUCAGGAUGAACUACAAGUACUUCGAGACGGAUGACCAGGAGUUCUACAAAGCCAAGGUCUGCUUCAUCCUAAACAAUGACGUGAGCGACAUGGACUUGGUGUUUGCCGAGGAGAAGUACAGCAAGUCGGGACAGCUGGAGAAGGUGGUGGAGCUGAUAUCCGGGGGAUCUCAGAUCGAUGUGACCAAUGAAAACAAGGUGCAUUAUCUAAACCUGCUGGCCCAGUACAGACUCGCCAGCCAGGUGAGAGAGGAGGUGGAACACUUCCUGAAAGGUCUGAAUGAACUGGUUCCAGAAAAUCUGCUAGCCAUAUUUGAUGAGAAUGAGUUGGAGCUUUUGAUGUGUGGCACCGGAGACAUAAACGUGCUGGACUUCAAGGCCCACGCUGUGAUUGUCGGAGGGUCGUGGCACUUCAGAGAGAAAGUGAUGAAGUGGUUCUGGGCCGUGGUGUCCAGCUUCACCCAGGAGGAGUUGGCCCGUCUGCUGCAGUUCACCACCGGCUCCUCUCAGCUCCCCCCCGGGGGAUUCAACACCCUCUGCCCCUCUUUCCAGAUCAUCGCUGCCCCCACACACAGCACCUUGCCCACUGCACACACAUGUUUUAACCAGCUGUGCCUCCCGACGUACGACUCUUAUGAGGAACUGCACAAGUUGUUGAAGCUGGCCAUCAGUGAGGGCAGCGAGGGCUUCGGCAUGCUCUGACUCUCCAUCCAGAGGACACCACCGUGCACACUUCAGUGCAACGGUUUCCUGCUUUCAUUUGCAUUAACAGUGGGCAUCUUGGCAGAGCAUCACCCUCUCCCUAUCAGUACUCUCUCAGGAGGAGAGGGCAUUACGGGAAGUCCCAGAAGGCUUUCCCGAAACUGGAACUCAGUCAUUUGAACUCAAGUACUACUUUUAUGUAUAUAAAAUAUCUCGCUUUUGUAAAAAAAGGAAACCAGGACCUGCUGGAAAAGGUCAGGUUUUGGCUAAAGUUUGCUUAGUUUUAUAUGUUUGAAAGACAAAUAAUUCUAGUGCAAAGGCCUUGAGUAUUACAUCAUAAAUGCUUCUUUUGCAUUUUUCAAACUGAGGAACACUUAAGUGCAACAGCGGGCUACAUGUGAUGCGGGUGCCGCGCGCACCUACAGCACUUUGGCCUUAAUCGAUCAGGGACUGAUGUGUGUUUGUAAAUAUAUAAUAUCACUCUUUUAUUCCAAUACUUGUACAUAGUAGUGUGUAUACAUAGGUUUUCAUCUCGUUACCUCUUUGGUUUAAAGUUCAAGGAGAAGGGAAUCACUUUAUUGGUGCACGUUUGAUGGGUUGAGAGUUUAUUUCAUUUCUUUUUUCAUCUGAGAAAGAAUGGGUUUUAAAAGAAGCCAAGUAAUUUCUAUUGUUUAUACAUGUUUUUAACUUAUUGUGUCUUUAAAAUAAUAUUCGGGUUGACCCAUUGUUUAAAAUAUGUUUGCCUGGA